Molecule: messenger RNA, 942 nt
Organism: Momordica charantia (bitter melon)
Lineage: Eukaryota; Viridiplantae; Streptophyta; Magnoliopsida; Cucurbitales; Cucurbitaceae
Product: ubiquitin-conjugating enzyme E2 5
Source: RefSeq, a predicted model, not a curated record
UUUUUGAUUAUGCAAGGUACCACACCAUUGACUCCCUUUUUUUACAGCUUGAAUCACUACUUCCGUGUCUGAACCGCCUUUGCGGGUGAGGAAAAACAAAGAAAAAAAGCUCAUUUCUCUUCCUAUUUCCAUUUCUAUUUCUUUCUCUCUUCUCCCCCAACCCACAACCCAGCAAAAAUCAAGAUAAACCAAAAUCAUGUCUUCUCCAAGCAAGCGACGCGAAAUGGAUUUGAUGAAACUGAUGAUGAGUGAUUACAAGGUGGAGAUGAUCAAUGAUAGCAUGCAGGAGUUCUAUGUCGACUUCCAUGGCCCUAAAGACAGUCUUUACCAAGGAGGUGUGUGGAGGAUUAGGGUGGAGUUGCCAGAUGCUUAUCCUUACAAAUCACCUUCAAUUGGCUUUGUCAACAAAAUUUAUCAUCCCAAUGUUGAUGAAAUGUCGGGCUCGGUUUGUUUAGACGUUAUCAACCAGACAUGGAGCCCUAUGUUUGACCUUGUAAAUGUUUUCGAAGUGUUUCUUCCACAACUUCUCCUGUAUCCCAACCCUUCUGAUCCAUUGAAUGGAGAAGCUGCUGCGGUAAUGAUGCGUGAUCGCACUGCAUAUGAACAAAGAGUAAAAGAAUACUGUGAGAAAUACGCAAAGCCAGAAGACAUUGGUGCUGUCCCUGAGGAGAAAUCAAGUGAUGAGGAGCUGAGUGAAGAUGAUUAUGCCUCAAGUGAUGAGGACAUGGCAGGCCAAGCUGAUGCUUGAAUGGCAAAGAUCAAGCCCCUUCUUCUGUACAUUAUUGAAAAACUCAGUAACCAUAAAAAGAAAUUGAAAGCUAUGGAGAAGUUUCCAAGCUCUUCUGUCUCUGUAUUUUCAUGAUAGUUGUGUACAUUAAUCAAACUAUGAUAUAAUGUUUCAUAUAUUUCCAUUUACCAUUUAAUCUAAAGUAACAAAUAUCA